This is a messenger RNA of Alligator sinensis (Chinese alligator), 2095 nucleotides long. RefSeq names its product acetylcholinesterase-like. Gene Ontology annotation, molecular function: acetylcholinesterase activity. The record is from RefSeq and is a predicted model, not a curated record. Gene Ontology annotation, cellular component: plasma membrane. Lineage: Eukaryota; Metazoa; Chordata; Crocodylia; Alligatoridae. The coding region runs from base 36 to 1826 and encodes 596 amino acids. Gene Ontology annotation, biological process: choline metabolic process; acetylcholine catabolic process. The transcript is spliced from 5 exons.
GAAACAGCAGCAUCGGGCACAAGGGAGCUGCCACCAUGUUGGGACUCCUCCCUGCAGUCACCUGCCUGCUCUUCUUCUCCCAGCCGGGUUCCAGCUCCACUUCUGACGGCGAUGGCACAGUGGUGAACACCACCAGUGGCCCUAUCCAGGGCAGGCGUCUCUCAGCUGGCUCCGGCACCGUGACUGCCUUCCUGGGCAUCCCCUAUGCUGAGCCCCCUCUGGAAGCCUUACGUUUCCAGAAGCCCCUUCCCCACAAGCCCUGGACAAACAUCCUGGAUACCACUAGCUUUCGUAGUCCGUGUCCCCAGCCUCCUUUAAUUGGCUGGCCUGAUAGCAGCAUGUGGAUGCCCAAAACACCCUAUUCUGAGGACUGCCUCUUCCUUAACAUCUGGGUGCCCCAUCCCCGGCCAUCUUCCCCAGUUCCCAUCCUCAUCUGGAUCCAUGGUGGGGGGUUUUUUAUGGGCGCAAGCUCUGUGGACCUGUAUGAUGGGCGUUACUUAGCCACCACCGAGAGUGUGAUCGUGGCCUCCAUGAACUACCGGCUGGGGGCACUGGGCUUCUUGUCCUUGCCACCGACUGCCCCGGGAAAUGCUGGCUUGUGGGACCAGCAGCUGGCACUGCGCUGGCUGAGGGAUAAUGCAGCUGCCUUUGGCGGGGAUCUCAGUCGCUUGACCCUCUUUGGCCAGAGUGCUGGGGGUGCCUCCAUUGACUUCCACCUCCUCUCUCCAAGCAGUCGUCCCCUCUUCUCUCGGGCUGUUAUUCAGAGUGGAGCUUCCAGCUCCACCUGGGCUUGGAUUGACCCAGAGGAGGCAAAGCAGAGGGUCCAGGCCCUAGGCCUACUGCUGGGCUGCCCUGAAGCAAAUGACAUUGCCCUGGUGGGAUGCCUGCAAGGGAAGGAGGUGGGGGAGAUCCUCAAGCAUCAGAUGUCCGUUGGCAGGCAUCAAUCACUAAUUCACCUUAGCUUCGUGCCUACCACGGAUGGGGAUUUCCUGCCAGAUGCACCAUGGAAGUUAGUGAAGGCUGGGCACAACCAGUCUAUGCCCAUCCUGGUUGGAUUCACCACCAAUGAGGGAUCCAACUUUUUGAUUUCUUCUUAUUUCCCAUUUGACCUGGAGGAUGCAAGUCAGAUUGGCUGGGAGAAGCUACUGAAAGUGUUGGGGCAGAUGUUACAGGGGACACCAGAACAUGUUAUUGAGGCCAUUGCACUGCAGUACAGCCCUGCAGAACAGGGCACCACACGGUACCGAUGGGCCAUGGAGCAGAUUAUUAGUGACAUGCUCAUUGCCUGUGGAGUAGUUGAUGUUGCCCAGCGGGAGUCAGAGGCCCAAAGUCCUGUGUACGCCUAUACCUUUGCCUAUCGCCCCAGGAAGCUGUCAUCCCCUGAGUGGACUGGGGUGCCACACGGCUCGGACCUGCUCUUCUUGUUUGGGACCCAGGCAGCAGGCAACCAGAACUUCACUGAAGCCGAGGCAGCACUAAGCCGCAGGGUGAUGUGGUACUGGGCAGAAUUUGCCAGGAGUGGCAACCCCACGGGGGCGGGCAGCAGUGGGGAGCAGUGGCCCCCCUACACCACCACUGAGCAGAACUUCCUGCGCAUCAGCAUGGAGGAGCCCCGGGUUGCAAGCCCAUCGCCCGCCCAGAGCUGCGGCUUCCUGAUGCCACUGAUCAUGAAACAACUGGAAGCCCCCACAGGCAGUUCCCUGCCCCAGACCAGUACCAGCUCUGGGGCCUGCUCGGAUGGAAAAGCCCACUUUCAGAACUCAGCUCCAUGGACCCUCUGCAACCCCAGGGCAGAAGAAACAUGUGAAGGACUGAGACCCACGUAGGAUCAGGUGGGCUUCAGCAUCCACAGGCAAGCUGCCCUUUCCCUUCCAUGCUAAGGAGACAGAAGGAGGAUGCUCUAUCAACCCCUGGAGGCAGCUAGAGUCCUGUUCACUCUGAAUUUUGCUUCGCCCUACUUCAUCCACACACUUUCUUGCAAUAUAUGAUGCAGUACUGGAUGUCAGUGUGGCUUAUGUGCAACUGUAGAGAGUGCGCUGGUGGUUUGCCAUGGCUGACAAAGUUGACCAUGCUGGUACAGAGCUGUGUGGGAGUC